CUUCUUUCCUGGACGUCCAAUCGUUUCAGUUUGUUCUGAAAAUUGCUGUACUUGUGUUACAAGUAACAAAUGAUUGCGAGUGCAGCUACUCGGUGAUGUGAUUUGAUAUCGUUUGAGAAAUUUUGACGUUCUCAUUUCGCCAAUUGCGUGCACUGGAUUAUUAUUCGCUUUUUGCGAAAUUAUUGGUGAUAUCCGAUGUCGUUAAAGGGUAUUCGAUCGCGAUUGCGUCAGACACAGGGUAGCGUUUGCGACUCGGAUCAAGGCAGUCCGUCAAGAUCAUCGUCUUUCUUUCAACAGCUUGCCACUUUUUUGGGUCCUGAGGAAUCAAGUUCACUGACCAAACGAUCCUACCCCCAAGAGGAUGACGCUGCCAAUUCGGGCGGCACAAACUUCGAGGACCAUCUUCUAUCGCUGGUCAUGGCUAAGGGAAAGCUACCAUCUGCGGUCACGGAAACGGACCUUGCCGGAACGAUCAGCAGCCAUUCGGAUUCGUCGGAACACAACACCAACGAGCAAACAAAUUCUCAGCAACAGAUCAAACUGAGCCAAGCUAACGCAAGUCCAACAUCACAAGGAAAGGCAGCAGCUCGUAAACUGGUAAGAGACACUUCGGUCGAUCUGACUGGAAGUGAUCGAGACACGGACAAGGAAGGAAGUUUGACAGACGAUGGGGCUCCUCGACGACCAGUGGCGCACAGUAUGCGACGUCGUGCAAUACAUUCAGCCAACUCUGACACUGUGCAGCCAAUGAAUUCCAGUCCAACACAAACUCCUCGAAGGAACCGGUUCGCUCGUCGCGAUAAGAGACGAUCCGAGCGCAGCAUAUCAUUGGAUCGUUCCGUCAGGAGCGCCAGCAUCCCCCCAAUGUUGGACAAAGACGACGAGUCCACUCUGACAAUAGGAAAUGACGAGUUGCCGACUAGCAAGGAUGUUGCCGGCAGUGGAGACACUUCAUCCCGGCUACCCCAUCACCGCAUUGCCGCGUGGGCACGUGAGUUGAUGGAAGAUCUGCAAUCGAUCGAGGACGAAACUGAUCAGGGACAUUCGGGCUCUACCAAAGAAAGUAACGGUGAUGAUCUUGGCGACAGCCUUUCCGUGAAGAGGUUGAAGAAAAACAUAAUGCGAUUCGGACGAAUUACCAGCGCCAUUUCAUCAUCUUGCGAUUCUAUUCAGUCGAUCCGUCAAUGGCAAUCUCCGACAGCUUCCAUCUUGUUUCUUUUGGUGACGUCUUACGCCAUAUGGCACGGAAUGUUUCUCGUUCUGGUUGUUGCAGCCAGUCUAUGGAAGUUGACCAUGAAUUAUCUGACAUCCCGAGGCUGGCUUCGCCAUUUUGGCUGGGCAAUUGGAGGUGACCAUGGCGAUGCGGAUGAGACGUCCGGUGAAGGCAACAAAUCAUCGAGCAGCGUCAUAGAAAGUCUUUCGGUCGUGCUUCAAGUUGCCAGGAAAGUACAAAAUCAGCUUGGCAACGUCUGCGACGCUGCGGAAAAAAUCAAAAAUUUACUCAUGUGGAGACACGAAGCUUCACGCCGUCUAUACCUGAUACUCUGGCUGGCCCUACCAGCAACUUUGCUGGUGCCUGCCGCUCAUCUCUCCACCUUCCUUGGCUUCUACUUGCUCUUUAAAAUGAUGGUGGUCGACUAUAUCUUUCUCAAGUUUCCUCGUUUGCGUGCUAAAUACGACACGUCUUCGCUCAUCUGGCAAACGUUGCCCACCGACGCAGACUUGGAAGUCCGUCACAAAGUCGAACAGGGUUUGCGCAACGCGGCUGCUUCAGGAGCCAAUGUUGAAACGAGAACUUUCUGGGAAUCUUUCAACCUUCCGCCCAGCGAACAUCCACUGUCAGGAUGGCAGAAUGGGUUGCGAGCGACAUUAGUGAAUCGUGACAAAUCGCUGACGUCGUCCUUCAGGUCCGGCCGUCUCUUUCUCACCGCCAGUUAUCUUUGUUUUGAACGGUCGAAAACGCAGCCGGGAAAGAACGUGGUUAUUCCGUUGGAUAGGAUCAUCCGUUUGGAAAAGGGAAACCAAUACAGCUGGAUACCUGGUGGCGGGAUGAUUAUCGAAGUCUUCGUCCAAGGACUGGAUCGGGCCUACACUUUCGGCGCCAUCAUGAACCGUGACGACGUUUUCAAUAGCAUCCGCGAUGCGGCAGAAGAGCUUGGCUGCGUCUGGCGUGAAGACAAAUCCGGAUCGUCCUAAUCUUCUAAAGACUCUUCUUGUACCAAUGAUGGCUCAGAAACUUUCCUCAAGUCCCCCCCCCCCUUUUUUUUAUUUUUUUUAUUUAUUUAUUUUUUUUUUCCUCACCAUCUUUCCUACUUUUCCGCCCUCGUAUUUUGUAGUAUCCAGCAGCCAAAAUGAGCUUAUUUUUUAUCCAAGUUUUUUUGUUGUUGUUGUCUACUUCCUCUCAUAUUAUGUAACACUACAUUGUACAUGCAUGUAUGUAUACAUGGACGUAUUCGUUGUACGAAAGUGUAAAUACAGAAAUUGCAAGGA
Molecule: messenger RNA, 2490 nt
Organism: Daphnia magna
Lineage: Eukaryota; Metazoa; Arthropoda; Branchiopoda; Diplostraca; Daphniidae
Product: GRAM domain-containing protein 4
Exons: 14
Coding region: 196-2196 (666 amino acids)
Biological process (GO): apoptotic process; negative regulation of toll-like receptor 9 signaling pathway
Source: RefSeq, a predicted model, not a curated record